Messenger RNA from Suncus etruscus (white-toothed pygmy shrew), 1470 nucleotides. RefSeq names its product gamma-glutamyltransferase 6 (gene GGT6). Gene Ontology annotation, cellular component: extracellular exosome. Lineage: Eukaryota; Metazoa; Chordata; Mammalia; Eulipotyphla; Soricidae. The record is from RefSeq and is a predicted model, not a curated record. Bases 1 to 1470 code for a protein of 489 amino acids. The transcript is spliced from 4 exons.
AUGGGUGACACCAUGGCAGGGAGACCUGUGCUCUACCAGAAGCUGCAGCUGUGGGAGUCCAGCCUGGAGUCGGAGGAUGAAGAGGAAAUCUCAGAGUCUCUGGCUCUGGACCCCUGGAGGCCUCAGAACUACCCUGGGAACCAGGCUGGUGGUCUGCCUGGGGCCUGGCCCCGAAUAGUUGCAGCCCUGCUGCUGGUCGUCAUUGUCUUCUCCCUGGCUGCAAAGCAACUUCAAGCCAAGGGCUCCUCUCCAGCACCCCUGGGCACUGUGGCCCCUCCACGCAGCAGGCACACCCACAGCCCUGGAGUCUACCACCAUGGAGCCGUCAUUAGCCCAGCAGCCCCGUGUACCCACCUGGCCCGAGAGUUCCUUGCUGCUGGGGGCAAUGUUGUGGACGCCGGAAUCGGAGCAGCUUUGUGUCUGGCAGUGGUGCACCCUCAUGCUACAGGGUUAGGUGCCAUGUUUUGGGGCCUCUUCCAUAAUAGCUCCUCAGGCAACACAAGCGCCCUGAUGCCAGGCCCAGUCCAGACACUUGUCCCUGGUCUGGGGCUUCCCUUGGCCCUGCCCAGCCUGGCCUUGCUGCACAGACACUUCGGCCAUCUUCCCUGGUCGUACCUGCUCACAGGCCCUACCACUCUGGCUGAAGAGGGCUUCCUGGUGGACACAGCCCUAGCCCUGGCUCUGGCUACCCAGGGUGCAAAAGGCCUCUGUCCACUACUUUGCCAUCCUGACGGAAGCCCCCUGGGCCCUGGAGCCCGAGCCACGAACCCCGAACUGGCAAAGGUACUCCGCAAGGCAGCACUUGCCCCCAGCCCAGAGCUUGCAGGAGAUGCCUUGCUGAGUCCUCUGGUCAGAGAGCUGGGUCUGGAAGCACCCCCAGCCAGGUCCCUGCCCACCUUGCAGACAGCUCUGCUGCUACCUGUGCCUCAGGGCCUUCUGUUCACCACCCCCAGCCCUUCUGCUGGCCCUGAACUAUUGGCGCAGCUUGAGGCAGCCUUACACAAAGGAGAACCCAGCCCUGUCCCCUGCCCCCCACAAGAUCCUGCACCCCCUGGGAGCAGUGUCCUGGCCAUCGUGGACAGCAGCGGCUCUGUGCUCCUUCUGGCCUCCUCACUCAAUGGCUCUUUUGGAUCCGGACACCUGUCUCUGAGCACUGGGGUUCUGUUCAGCAAACUGGUGGCCGGAUCUUCAGCUACCCCCUGGGUCUGCCCACUCAUCUUUCGUGAUAGCUCAGAUGACACAGAGGUUGAUGUGUUUGGGCUGGUGGCUUCAGAGAGCCCCACAGUGACUAGAGUCAUAACUCAUACCCUGCUCACACACCUAGCUGGGGCCCAGCCUCAACACCAACAAGCACGGACAACAUGCACCAAUGUCUGUAGCCAGGAGACAGUGCUCCAGGUGGCAGUCCAUGCAGAGCAUGUCCACGUCUCUGGUGUCCCCAAAGACUGCUGCUCCUUUGAGGGGUUAUAA